CCUUCCCCGCGAUUGGUCCGUUGGCAGACGUGCCAGCAGACGUGGCGUGUUCCUCUUGACUUCUUCUUCCCCCGCUAAGUUUAGUCUGCCGAUCUGGCAAGUGUUUUGCCCCGGCUUUCCUCUCUUUCCACGAUCAAAGCCCAUUCAAUAAGCAUCAAAAUGAAGUCAUUAUGUGUCGCUGUGCUGCUCCUGGCCCUCAGUGGCCUGGUGAUGUCAGCGGAGGAGGAUAGCACUUCACAAGCCAAGCUGCUUGUAAGCAAGCAGAUUCUUAACAAGUAUCUUGUUGAAGAUAUGGACAUUGUUCUUAAGUAUUCGCUUUACAAUGUGGGUAGCAGUGCCGCCGUUAAUGUGGCUCUGAAAGACAAGAGCUUCCCUCCUGAAGUCUUUGCUGUUGUUGGUGGCAGCUUGGACUUGCACAUCGACCGCAUUCCUCCUGGCACCAACGUAUCUCAUGUUGUCGUUGUCAGACCUCGUCAGCCUGGUUAUUUCAACUUCAGUGCCGCUGAAUUGAGCUACUUGGCUUCAGACGAUGCUAAGGAACCUCAGUUGGGUGUCUCCAGCGAGCCUGGUGAAGGUGGAAUUAUUGCUUUCCGUGACUACGACAAGAAAUUCUCCCCCCAUGUUCUGGACUGGGCUGCAUUCGCUGUCAUGACCCUGCCCUGUCUGGCCAUUCCAUUCCUGCUCUGGUGGUCCAGCAAAUCCAAGUACGAGGCUCUAGUUAAGUCCCACAAGAAGAGCAAGAGCAGUUAAGACUGAAGUUUGAGCAUGCUCAAUUUGUUUAUUUUUGUUUUUUUAUAAUUAAACUGGUCUCUCCUGUGGAGAGUUAAUUUAUAUUUACA
Molecule: messenger RNA, 839 nt
Organism: Thrips palmi
Lineage: Eukaryota; Metazoa; Arthropoda; Insecta; Thysanoptera; Thripidae
Gene: SsRbeta
Product: translocon-associated protein subunit beta
Exons: 4
Coding region: 160-750 (196 amino acids)
Cellular component (GO): membrane; endoplasmic reticulum
Source: RefSeq, a predicted model, not a curated record